Molecule: messenger RNA, 315 nt
Organism: Kuraishia capsulata CBS 1993
Lineage: Eukaryota; Fungi; Ascomycota; Pichiomycetes; Pichiales; Pichiaceae
Exons: 1
Coding region: 1-315 (104 amino acids)
Molecular function (GO): protein-disulfide reductase activity
Source: RefSeq, a predicted model, not a curated record
AUGUCAAUCACAGAAGUAGGGUCUCUUCCAGAAUUCAGAGCCCAAAUCAAGGGCAAGACCUCGGUCGUUGACUUUUACGCCACAUGGUGUGGUCCUUGCAAGGCAAUCUCGCCUAUUGUCGAGAAGUUGAGUGACUCGUAUCCUCAGCACAAAUUCUUCAAGGUUGAUGUUGACCAGGCUAACGAUAUUGCUCGUGAGUAUGGUAUUAGUGCUAUGCCUACCUUUCUUCUGUUCCAGGACGGCGUUAAGGUUGGCCAGGUUGUUGGUGCCAAUCCACAGGGAUUGAAGCAGGCAAUUGACCAGCUCGAGCAAUAA